Molecule: messenger RNA, 423 nt
Organism: Sorex araneus (European shrew)
Lineage: Eukaryota; Metazoa; Chordata; Mammalia; Eulipotyphla; Soricidae
Product: 40S ribosomal protein S12-like
Exons: 2
Coding region: 1-423 (140 amino acids)
Biological process (GO): translation
Cellular component (GO): ribosome; cytosolic small ribosomal subunit
Molecular function (GO): structural constituent of ribosome
Source: RefSeq, a predicted model, not a curated record
AUGGCCGAGGAAGGCAUUGCUGCUGGAGGUGUAAUGGAUGCGAUUACUGUGCUGCAAGAGGUGCUGAAGACCGCCCUCAUUCAUGGUGGCCUCGCACGUGGCAUCCGAGAAGCCGCCAAAGCCCUAGACAAGCGCCAAGCCCAACUUUGUGUGCUUGCAUCCAACUGUGAUGAGUAUGUCAAGUUGGUGGAGGCACUUUGUGUUGAACACCAGGUCAACCUAAUUAAGUUUAAUGACAACAAGAAGCUAGGGGAAUGGGUUGGUCUCUGUAAAAUUGACAGAGAAGGGAAACCCCGUAAAGUGGUUGGCUGCAGUUGUGUUGUAAUUAAGGACUAUGGCAAAGAAUCACAGGCCAAGGGUGUCCUCAAAGAAUACUUCAGGUAUGUGAUUGGACAACAGACACAGUCAAGUCCCACGGCUUGA